Molecule: messenger RNA, 567 nt
Organism: Penicillium subrubescens
Lineage: Eukaryota; Fungi; Ascomycota; Eurotiomycetes; Eurotiales; Aspergillaceae
Exons: 1
Coding region: 1-567 (188 amino acids)
Source: RefSeq, a predicted model, not a curated record
AUGGGCUGGUUCGACGGAGCCUCCUCCUCCACCAAAUCCUCCUCUGGAGGCGCCUUCGUUCGCCGGAGAGGGUCCCCAACCCGCAGCACAAAGGGCCACUCCUCCUCUAGCCACCACAAAGGCUACACCUCAACCCACCACGGCCGACAUUCGGCGCCGUCAAUUUUCAGCCUCGGCCGAGGCACCACAGGCCGCUCCUCCAGUCCAUCCGUCUUCUCAACCUUCUCGUCGUCGUCGCGCCGGGCUCGGCCGCGGGAGGGUUUCGUCCAGCGCAUGAUUCACUCCAUCAAGAAGCUUUUCCGGGAUAUUGUCCGGUAUGCGCGCAAGCACCCUGUUAAGGUGUUUUUCUUGGUCAUUCUGCCGCUGUUGACGAGUGGCGUUUUGGUCAAGCUGUUGGCUAUGGUUGGAUUGAGACUUCCGCAUGGAGUGGCCAGUGCGCUUGGUGGUGCUGGUGGUGGCGCGCGUGGGUUUGGGGGGAUGGAGGGUGCGAUGGGGGGUGUUGGGGGUGGGAAGGGGUUGUCGGAGAGUGUGAGUGGGUUGGUUAGUUUGGCGAAGAUGUUUGCUUGA